CGUCCGAGCUCAACUCUCUUUUUCUCCUCGCUCGAUCGCUCUCGCCUUAGCAGCGGACUUGCUGCUCCUUCGCCCCGGCUACUAGUUCCAACGUCGCGAGUAUUUUCAGUGCUCACGAGACUCUCAACGUUCUCCACGAAUGAUCACCACGGAAGUUACCGACCGGUUUCUCUUCUUCUUCUUCUACUUCUUCUUCUGGUUCUUCUUAUUCUUCUUAUUCUUCUUCGGAGUUCCUCUUUUCCGCGAGUUCAUUGUCGAAACAUCCUGCAGUGAGUGAGAAAUCCCGUCUAUAAUCGAUUCUUACGAACUUGGAUGAUAUUAAACGAGUUCUAUUGUGUUCAAGUUAAUUCCGAUCGGAUAAGAUUUCUACGAAGAUUUUUUAAUUGUGUUUACAUAUUCAUGAACUCGAACGGACCGAGAACAAAGUGACCAACUUGGAGAUUCUUUUUUUUUUCUGUUUUACGAGACAACGAAAGGAUAUUGAACUUUUCUUGUCGGCCUCGAAUUGUGUUCUGUCAACGAAUGUGAACAAAACAAGCUUGAUAGACACGCGUGAAUUGUGAAAAGAAAGAAAGAAAGGAAAAAAAGGAAGAAAAGGAAGAACGAAGGAAGGAAGGAAGGAAGGAAGGAAGGAAGAAAUAAGACGCGAGUGUCGUCAGUAACACGCGAAAUGCACCCUCCGGAUCGUUGCGUGCGCGUCGUCGGAGUCGCGCGCUUUUCACUCGCAUACGCGAAUCUCGACGAUGAAACGUGUCGAUAUUCGUCAUAACAAUUUUCAGAGAAGAUCGUACGACAGUGUUUUUCUAUAGGUUAACGAACGUCUUCUAUAAAAAGGAAAGGAAGAAAGAGAAAAUAUCUGAUAAAAUCUUUCGACUUCGAACUAUGAAACGGACUGUACUGUGCGCGAUAAGACCCGGAUAAAACUCAUAUACAGAGACACAGACACAAAGAAUUCCUCUUCUCGUUUCGUAGUGGACAUGUGCGUGAAAUGGAUUCACCACGAUCUUACCGGUUAUUCGUUCGAGUUGUUAGUUCGCCGCGUGUGUGCAUCGAGAUUAAAAGUAUAGAUCUGUUUUAGAUAAAAGAGGAAGAACAGUCGCAAAUAUUACGAGAGAGAGAGAGAGAGAGAGAAAGAGAAAGACCUGUCUAAGUGUAUGUGUGUGUGUGCAUUUAUGUAUUCGGGUAAACACGCCUAUGCUCGAACAACAACCACCAACGGUGGUGACGCGUAACGGCAGUCGCGUUUAUCGAAUUAGGCUUAACGUCGUCGUCGUCGUCGUCGUCAUCGUUGUCGUCGUCGGUGGCAUCGUGCGUAAGGUGGCAAUAAAAUUCAUUCGAGCAUCAUGGAUGCGUGGAAUCGCGGAAGGAUUAUCUACGCUUAUCUCAUAUGGGUCGUCUUCAAGGCUACAGCAGCUGGAGGACUGUCCGAUGACACGAAUUCGUUGGUCGAGGAGCUCGUCGUCGAGGCCGGCAAGAACGUGACGUUGAAUUGUCCAGGAGUGACGGAAGACUCUCUGGUGUAUAUGCUCGAGUGGCGAGCCAACGGUAUGCAGCUGCUCGAGUGGCAGGCUAACGGGAUGCAACACGAACAUGCCAACAGGGGCACCGAUGUUUGGACUCAUCAGAAUAGGGUCUCUCUCUCUUUGAAAAAUUACGCUCUACAAUUUCAUCCUGUCACAGCACCGGACUCGGCCAAGUACGAGUGCCUAAUAAACAAUCGUAGUACACCGGAUGCCGUCAUUAAGCUCAUCGUUCAAGACGUGCCAGAUCCGCCAGAACGUCCUCUCAUAACAAGCUUUACAUCCAAAUCCGUGAAUCUGUCUUGGGCACCUGGCGCUAAUUCUCAUAACAACCCAAUUUUGCACUACGUCAUAUACACAAGGGUCAACGAGGAUGGUUCCUGGGACGCAAUGAAAGAAAUAGUGACACCAACAAGCGCAACAGUUUACACGAUCGAAAAUUUAACACCAUUCACGGUCUAUAGCUUUCGCGUGGCGGCAGUAAACGCGAUGGGCCGUAGCAAGGCGAGUCAAGCAUCCUACUACAUCAUCACCUUGAGAGAGAUUCCCGAAGGUAAACCCCUUAUCACUAGCGCGUACAACACAUCGUCGACGUCUAUAUAUUUGGCAUGGAAACCACCUAGUCGUGACACUAUACAUGGCGAAUUUCUUGGAUAUCGAAUUGGAUAUAGACCACGAGACAAAACGAAUAUGGAAAUGAAAGAUAUCUACAUACGAGAUCCCGCAGUAGACAAUCACAGUAUUCACAAUUUGGAAAUAUACACGCAGUACCUCGUAUCUCUUCAAGUUUUCAAUCCGGAAGGUCAUGGACCAGCCACAACAGUUUCAGUGAUGACCGACGAAGGAGUGCCAACGAAACCCCAGAAUUUCACGUCACGUGGAAUAACCUCGACUACCAUAGAACUGUCAUGGUCCGAGCCAGAAAGUGCCAACGGCGUCAUAACCGGCUACCGUGUUUAUUAUUUGCAUUCCAAUUAUACAGACGUUCAAACUCUCAAGAUAUAUGACAAUAGCGGGCCCAACGUUGAAUUCGUAUUAAAAGAUUUGGAGCCUUACAUCGUCUACGAUAUAUGGGUGAAAGCUUACACGUUGAAAUACGAGGGUGAGCCUUCCGGUCACAUUAUUCGUAGGACUGACAUCGCUGGACCAAGCGAGCCACAAAUUUUAAAUUUGACUUGCCAUUCGCAUGAUUCAGUUUAUAUUCAAUGGGCAAGGCCAUCGGUCUUCUGGGGAUCCGUCGAUUAUUAUUACAUCAAUUAUCGUACGGAAACAAGUAAAUAUUUUGAGGAAAUCGAAUUAACAGCCGAGAAGAAUCAUCUUGAAAGUGGCAUGAUCGUACCAAAUUUAACGAUGAACACGGUCUACGAGUUUAUCAUACGUGGAGCAACGAAAAGUACAAUCAACGAUCGACUGAUCAUACAAGGAGAAAGUUCUGCACCACGAAACGUUUUGGUUACUCACGACUGCGAUAAGAUUCCACCGUUAAAACGUCGUAGCAGCAAGGAUCUCAGUGCUAGUGUGAUAGCUGGCAUGGUUUGUGCUUGCUUCGCCGUCAUGCUAGCGAUCACAGCCUUCGUUCUCUGGAAACCGAUUUUCAGAAAAUGCUUUCACACGGCCUAUUACUAUCUGGAUUAUCCACCACGAAAUGUGCCGACCCUUCAAGAAUGGGAGAACAGUGAGCAAGAUGGCGAAAGAACCGCCGUAAGCGUUCAACAAUUCGUUCAACAUGUCGCCAAGUUGCACGCCGAUGGUGACAUCGGAUUCAGCAAGGAAUACGAGAUUAUUCAAUCGGAGAGUGGAGGUUACACUGUUGAGAAUUCGCAAUUCGCUGAAAAUAAGGCGAAGAAUCGAUACCUCAACAUACUCGCAUACGAUCACACGCGUGUACAAUUGUUAUCGUGCGGUGGAGGACCACCUAAAAAGGGGCAAGAUUAUGUAAACGCAAAUUACAUCGAUGGAUGGCAACGUACACGAGCUUACAUUGGAACUCAAGGACCUUUGCCACCGACGUUUGAUGGUUUCUGGCGUAUGGUUUGGGAACAACGUGUAUCGAUCGUUGUGAUGAUCACUAAUCUUGUCGAACGUGGUCGUAGAAAAUGUGAUAUGUAUUGGCCCAAAGAAGGCACCGAAACUUAUGGUUAUAUUCAAGUUACUUUAGUCAGAGAGGACAUCAUGGCAACUUAUACUAUUCGUACUCUUCAAAUUCGACAUCUCAAGCAGAUUAAGAAGAAGAAGAAUGGGACCAAUAUGGGAGAACGUACGAUAUGGCAGUAUCAUUAUACCGGUUGGCCUGAUCAUGGUGUUCCUGAUCAUCCUCUACCCGUUCUCAGUUUUAUUCGUAAAUCUUCCAAUGCUAAUCCAUCCGACGCUGGCCCUAUAGUGGUCCAUUGCAGCGCUGGAGUUGGACGUACUGGGACCUACAUCGUGAUCGACGCCAUGCUGAAACAGGCCAAGAGCAAAAACGAAAUCAAUGUAUUUGGAUUUUUAAAACACAUUCGAACGCAGAGAAACUUUUUAGUUCAGACAGAGGAACAAUACAUUUUCAUUCACGAUGCUUUGCAAGAGGCAAUCGAAAGUGGAGAGACCAAUAUAGAAGCAAAUAAUUUGAUGCAGCAUAUUCAAGACAUGCUAUGCCCGUCCAAUAACAAAACAGACGCUUGGAAUAACUUAGAUACUCAAUAUAAGCUCGUGACGUCAUGGAAACCAAAGGACUUCAAUCUCGUGUCCGCGACCAAAUCCUGUAACAUUCACAAAAAUCGUAAUAUGGAGAUUAUACCAAUCGAAAAUGCUCGUGUACAUUUAACACCAAAACCUGGUGUUGAUGGAAGUGAUUACAUAAACGCGACGUGGUUCUCGGGAUUCCAAAGGAAUCGUGAGUUUAUUAUAACUCAACAUCCUAUGGAGAAUACCAUAAUGGAGUUUUGGCAAAUGAUGUGGGACCACAAUGCUCAGACGAUCGUAAUGUUGACUCAGUGCGACGAGGAAUACCCCGAGUUCUGGCCAACGGAAGGAAAGGAUUUGGAAUCAGAAACUUUCCGAGUACGAUUAUGUGGUAUUAAGGAAACAGUCAGUGGAAUCAUUCUACGCGAGGUAGCCGUCCGAUCUUUACAGGACGAUUACGAAUUAAGUGCAAGAAUCGUUCAAGGACCAUUGAAUCAAGGUGGUUUAUGGCCUCACAAUAAUAACCCCAAAGUAUUCGUCAAUGUGAUACAAGACUUUCAUAGAGAUUAUCAAAAUGGUCCAAUCGUCGUUAUGGAUAGGUACGGUGGCGUGGAGGCUGCUCUUUUCGUACUUCUAACAACUCUGAACAAACAGCUGGAGUUCGAACAGUCCGCGGACAUUUACAUGUUCGCAAAAUUAUUGUACAUGAAGAGACCGGGUGUAUUCCGAUCGAAGGAGGAUUACGUUCUACUCUAUCAAUGUCUUGAAGCAAUGCUGUCAUCGAAAGUACGUGGUGAACCAGAUCUCUAUGCGAUGGCGAACGGACACGUGGCAACGAUGAGUAGUAACGAUCCGAACGAGAUUAGAUCGGCCUCCUCCAUGCAACACAUGGCAAUGGAUUAUCCUGUGAAGGCAGCACCACCGAUGAUACGAGAAUAUGCGACGGUGGAGGUGAGCACCGAGUACCUGUCCGACUACACGAUCCCCAUAAGGGUGGACCAUCCGAUCGAAUCUUCGUCGAGCAAUCGUGGAAGUGAGACUUGUCUGGCCGCUCAUGGUAGCAACGAUCAUGGCAUAUCAGAGAAGAACAUUGUGGUUAGCCAAAGGAACGUUAGCUAUCACAAUCAUCCACCGGGUGUUUCGGUGACGGUCGAUGCGAACGGUUACAUCACGAACGGCAGUAUGCGCGUGCCACCUGAGGGUAUGGAGGCGAGCUGCAAGAUAUUACCGCAAUGAUGCCGGCCUAUCUUCGGUUGCAGCGUCGCCUCACGUCGUUCAGAACCGCUGUAAUCGACCGUUUCUUCCUCAUAAACGGAAGUGUAUUUACGUCCCUCAUGACACCAGAAGGAGCUGUUCGAUUGGAAAGAUCCUCGCACAAUGGAAAAGCUGACCGUUCGAGUAUACAAGAUCAGCCUCGGGGGAUUAUCGAACGUACAUUCGUGUAAAUAUGUCCACGUGAAUCUAGAAUAACAUAACGAAACAAAACGAAACAAGAAAAGAAAAACUGAACGAAAGCUUGACUAAACAAAACUGAACAAAAAAUGAAAGAAACGAACGAAUAAAAGGGCCGAGGAAGAAAAAAAUGAAAAAGAAAAUUAACUAAGUCUCGUCUUAAUCGUUUAGCCGAGUAAAGUGACAAAAAGGAAAGGGAAAUGUUUUUGCUGAUUUUGCACGUUUCGACGGUUGAUUCGAAUAGAUCGCGUUUAUCUUGUCCAUCUUGUAAGUGUACGCUGUUUCAUUCUUGUAUAUAUCGCCCAUUCACAUUACGUAUAAAUAUUAUACAUAUAUACAUACAUAUAUAAAUAUACAUAUAAAUAUAAAGUCGACCAGCCGACAGCCCGAGUUGCCAAAGAAUCAUUAAGGAUAUACUCUUUUUAAUCGAUAAGAAAGAGGAGGACGAUAGAUCAAAUUCGCGAAUGGGUGUGUAAAUAUUUCGUAUAGAUAUAAGUAUGUAUAUAGAUAUAUGCAGACGCGUAUAGACCAGAUAUGUGUGUGUAUAUAUUUAUAAACAUAUACAUAUAUAUAUAUAUAUAUAUAUAUAAAUAUGAAUAUAAAAAUUAUUGUAAUAUCUGUACGUUAGGCCACUUGUGAUGACGUGUGAUUGGAUCAGAUCCAGCUCGCAAUUAUAUCGUACGUAUAUAAGAUAUGAUACCUACGAUUACAACAGCGAUAUUAUUCAUCUACUAUCGCUCGAGUGAGCCUUCACGUCUGCCCUCUCUCAUUUUUUUAUUAUUACGUCCUAAUAUGACAAAUCGAGCGUUUGAUCGCGCCCGCGUUAACGAUUCGAUUUAUUCAUUCGAUAUUUUUAUUUCGAUAUACGUAAAUGCUCCAAACGUCACAAAUAGUCGUACGGUUUUGUUACUGUAGAAAACGAAAAGCAAAAAAAAAACAUACAAAAAAAAAAAGAAAUCAAAAUACAUUAGGUACAUAGAGUAAUUCGAAAUGAUACAAAUUUCAAAACCGUACGAGCGAAACUUUGUUGAUAACUUCUGUAAUUUUACUGACGUAAUCGCAUUGAUCGUCUUUCAUCAUUAUCAUCAUCAUCAUCAUCAUUAUCAUCAUUGCAUCCUUUUUCUCUCUCUCCCGUAAACAAAUGACAUUUUUUAAGCACAACGAUGCAGCGAGGCGAAUGAUGCCGAUGACAAUCGUGAUAUUUUAUUGAGGAUGAACCUUCCAAACGCUGCACAAUUUCGUCCCAUUGUUUAUAUUACAUUAUUAUUAUUGUUUUUUUUCUUCUU
Vespula pensylvanica (western yellowjacket) is the source of this 6919-nucleotide messenger RNA. RefSeq names its product tyrosine-protein phosphatase 99A (gene Ptp99A). Gene Ontology annotation, biological process: protein dephosphorylation. NCBI's taxonomy places the organism in Eukaryota, Metazoa, Arthropoda, Insecta, Hymenoptera, Vespidae. The transcript has 20 exons. The record is from RefSeq and is a predicted model, not a curated record. Gene Ontology annotation, molecular function: protein tyrosine phosphatase activity; protein binding. Bases 1344 to 5417 code for a protein of 1357 amino acids.